GUCACGACAGACGGGCCUGGCUAUGCUCUGGUUUGUUGCUUGCAUGGAGAAAGAGUAUACGCGAAAAUAGUAGCAGCGCAGCGUGGCUGAGACACGACACGAAUCACUGCACCAUCCCACCCAUGUCGAGUUACUUGCGAACAUACGCAUCAUUGCCGACUACUAAUAUCAACUCUUUAACUGAGCUUGCUAUGCAAAGACACUUCAGCUACGCCACUGACUCUGUCCUUGUAGGAAAACUUCGUCAUUGGUGUCAUUCGGCUGCAUAUUGCUUUUUCAAAGAGGUGGGGUAAUGGGGGCCGAGACAAUCACCACAGACGCUGAUUUGAGCUUGCGUGUGUGUCCCAGCAUACAUCCAUCCCGGCUUAGCAUGUGACGGACUUUCUCGUCACAGAGCUAUCGGGAUCGGGUUUGUAGCGGUGCGCUCGGCCAUGGACCCUCUAACGAUAGGCCUAAGUAGCUAUCGCAGGGUUGUCGGAGUACUACCUAUAGCACCUUUCCCCACUACUUUGCUCUCUCUUAGUGAGAUACAGACGCUACAGUCAAGUCUUGUCUUUCAGCUGGCGCCCGACCAACGGGGCUGGUAGGAGGAGCAGUGCAUGUAGCGGGAAUGGAUCC
Messenger RNA from Exserohilum turcica Et28A, 618 nucleotides. RefSeq lists its product as uncharacterized. The transcript has a single exon. Lineage: Eukaryota; Fungi; Ascomycota; Dothideomycetes; Pleosporales; Pleosporaceae. Bases 123 to 293 code for a protein of 56 amino acids. The record is from RefSeq and is a predicted model, not a curated record.